AAAAAAUAAUAAUCAGAAAAAGGAUUUUGGCGGUAAAAGUAAAUCCAAAAGCACGUGGGAGGAUCUAACCUCUGAUUACAGUACUUUUGAGGAAAUGUUUUUCUUUUUUUUCUUUUUUUUUUCCUUACAAAAGCAAAGCCAAAAAGGCGAUCUGUUUUUCCUCUGCUCUUUAGCCCAGCAGAAAACAUGGAGACGCUUCCAGGCGAUGUCUGUCUUAACAUCUUCCGUUUCUUGGAUCACCAGAAUCUCGCUGCUGCCCAACAAGUUUGCAGGAAGUGGAAGGUCUUGGCAUCAGAUAACAUACUGUGGUCUAAACUGUUCAAAGAGAGAUGGGGAGAUGAUCAAGCCAUGUUCUUUACUCCCACAGGUUCAAAAUCAUGGAAAGAUGUGUACGAGACACAAGAUCGUUGUGACCGGGUUGGACUGUAAGUUAUAUAGUUGGACUGAUUGCGUAUUCUUAUGUCUUAUGAUUUAUGAUUGAUUGCUGCAAAAGCUAAAUUAAUGAAUAAAAUGUGGAGACAAUAACUGUUGCAGCAAAUGCUGGGCACUUGGACAAACAUGUUUUGAUAGUUGUUCUCCCUCUUGUUUAUGUUUCCAGCGGUCUGAAGAUAAUUAGAGAAGGUGGUGAUUACUUUCUUAUUCAUCAAGGUGAGAUCCGGCGUUAUUUGGGUUCAAGAAAGAGAAAAUCGGUGAAUGAUCUUCCUUCAAGUUCCAAACCAAAGUUAAUGCCGGAUGGAUCUUUAGCGGAGGAAUCCUGUCGAGGGAUUCUUGACAAAAUCCUUUUCUUCAUUGGGGACUUGGAAGUUGCUACAGCGGAUGCCAAACGAGGCCGGUCCUCAUAAACAUGUUCCGGGUGUUGUUGGGAAAUAGAAAAAAGGCUUUUCUGAAAAUUUCAUGUAUGGAGGAACGCACUUUUGUAUAUGGUUUGUACUAAUGGUAUGUAAUAGGCGUAGGCCAGGUAAGUGCAGUGCUUCAUGUUUAAAGUUUUAGAAUGAUAUUGGGAUUUGAAGGAUUGAUAUUUUUGAAGGCUAGUCUGGUGGUUUGCCCCUUGAGUGUGGGCAAAUGUUCAAUUCCCCAAGCGUAUGUACAAUGGCAAAACUCUUUUUGGAGUUCUGUUAAUACAAUAUCAUCACAAUG
This is a messenger RNA of Rubroshorea leprosula, 1137 nucleotides long. The record is from the annotation of a GenBank genome assembly. Lineage: Eukaryota; Viridiplantae; Streptophyta; Magnoliopsida; Malvales; Dipterocarpaceae.